Messenger RNA from Ylistrum balloti, 1077 nucleotides. RefSeq lists its product as uncharacterized. NCBI's taxonomy places the organism in Eukaryota, Metazoa, Mollusca, Bivalvia, Pectinida, Pectinidae. The transcript is spliced from 4 exons. The record is from RefSeq and is a predicted model, not a curated record. The coding region runs from base 1 to 1077 and encodes 358 amino acids.
AUGACGAUCGUCAAUAUCCUUAUCACCCUGACGGUUUUACAUUUGACAAGUGCGUUUUUCUACACUAACAGUAAGGAAAAUGAUUUACCACGUAUAGGAAAACGCCACCAUAUAUACUGGUUUGAUGCUUUGGGACGGUUUCGCAAACCCUUAAGAAGUGGAAAAGAAGCAAACAGUCCACUAGAGAAUAAGGAGCUGCCACAAAGUCGGAAGCGGAUCAACGAACGAGAUAUCUUAUUAUUUUUGUCGGGAUAUCACAAUUUAACAGGUUCGUGUAAGGAAAUUUAUGCCGACAACCCAAACAGCGUGAACGGUACCUAUCAGAUAAUGAACCGGAAACAGGAACCGUUCACUGUUUAUUGUGUUUUUUACCUGGAUUACGGAUACACCUACAUAGCGAGUACAGCUUCAGUACACAUAGAUAUCGCCGAUCUGUAUACAUCUACUGCACAUGCGCUAGUACGCCAUCUUAAUACAGCAGGACAGCAGAAAGAGACGAAAUUGGAACAAAUUUCGAAAUACAGCUCCCAAUACCCCCUGUCUUUCCAAUAUAACGCAAAUGUCGGAUAUGCCACUCCAUACAAUCACCAGCAAAUGGCGCCAUACCUUUAUUUGGGUUUCUUGCCGGUUACGGUGGCUCAGAAUCGUAACCAGCAGGGUUACAGAGCCAACGGCGUGGAUUACCUGUUCACAAAUUGUGACAGCAAUCCAAACAGCUAUAUGGCUUUUUACUUUAAUCCGAAUCACAGUGUCCCUCUUAAUUAUGCUAGUUGUUGUGACACCAAACUAAUGCAUGAUUGGGUUACGCAUGCGCGCGAUGUCCCGAAAGCUAGUUACUUGCCGGCCGAAUUUUACUUUUUCUUUGAGCUUCACAUGGGCGGAUGUGGAGGAUACGCCAUUCCACCUACCAUCAUACAUGACGUACGAGGAGCUGCCCUGGGCCUCCGAUUCGAUUAUGACAGCCCGUGUGCACCUUCACCUUGUCAGAAUGGAGGCUCAUGCUAUCCUGAUGGGUCUCGAUUUGUCUGUGAAUGUUCGGAAGGAUACAAUGGGGCACAAUGUCAAAAUAUUGCGUGA